Messenger RNA from Linum trigynum, 5815 nucleotides. Lineage: Eukaryota; Viridiplantae; Streptophyta; Magnoliopsida; Malpighiales; Linaceae. The record is from the annotation of a GenBank genome assembly.
AUUAAGACACUAAUAAAAUUGGUUGAAGUAAUCAUAAUGAUAAUUAAGACCCGACAUACAACUUAUGAGAUCUUAUUAACAUAAUGUUCUGACAAAUAGAAAUUAAGUAGAUGAAGUCUGAAAUAUAAUUAAUUUCUAGCCGCCGCAAAGCGCGGGCCAAAAAACUAGUAAAUUAUAAUAAUGUUAGAUCAAACUCUCAUUUGCAAACAAAGAAGAAACAUAAAAAAAAAAAAAUACAAAUCACAAAAAACCAGAGGAAGAAAACCUUGCUGCUAGAAAACUAAACAGAGGAACCAUCCAUUCCAAAGUAUUGACAGCAUGUUUCUUCUCUUCCAUGGAGUUGCAGCUUUUUCACUAGGUAAACAUAGGUACCCAGAAUGCGAAUGAAUAGAAUAAAAUCUCUGCCACUACAUGCUCUGGUCGGAUGAAAGAACUGCAACUGUUAAUUGGCUGACUCCACCUUUAUUCGAUCCAUGUCGUUGAUCACUCCUUCAAGCUGCAGCAAGGGAAAUCAGCACACAUAAUCACCACGGGAGAACAUAUAAUUCAUAGACCAAAAAGAUACAGAGAUGUUAGAUAAAAGAAAAGUGUGAACUUGACAGUAUAUGCUUUAACAAUCUCCAGAAGCACAAUAUUGAAUCAAAGGGACCAGGGGCCUGUGUCAUACAUUGAUCAUCAAUGUAGAAGUCUGACAUCGGAAUUGGAGACAAUCUUUCCAUCAGAAUCAAUAACAUGAGUUUUGUCUUUGUAAAUUUAUCAAUAUCAUUCUUUAACUGAAUUGCUAUUCGUCGCCCUAAAAUUUAAAUUUUAUCACCCUAAACUUUACUGAAAUGACACAUUCACCCCUAAUUCAAUUCUAACCCUCCAAACCCGAUGACCUCUCUGGGCAGAGAAGAACUGCCGCCAUCACAACUCAAUUCUCACAUCUCAUAUGGGUCGAGAAAAACUGUCGCCAAUCGCCCCUCCAUCCAUCCCAACCAGAUACACCCACCCAUCCCCCACCCGAAUCCGUAACUUCCAUGUUGCUCUAUUUCUAUACCUCCCCUGCUUCUGCUACAACCCAAAUGGAAGACGAGUUGACCGGCCGCCUGCAGAGUCACUAAUCCGAUGACGGUUGACGGAGGAAGCAGUGGGUUGGUGAUGAGGAAAUUAAAGAGUAAUGGUGGUGGCGGAUCAAUUCGAAGCAAGCCAUGAUAUGGGCCCUAACCCAUGUUGUGAACAAAGCAGAUUUGCUCACUGUGCUUCACAUUAUCCCUCCUUCUCAUGGAAACCAACCUUCACAUUCCUCCCCAACUCCCUCGGUGCCCUCUGCAAAGCCUGCAAGCCUGAGUAUUGUGUUUCAUAGUGUUUACAAAACUGUUCAAUAUGAUUCCUUUGUUGCAAAUAGCUAAAAAGUUAUUGAAUUAUUUUUUGCUUCGUUUAAAAUAAAUGAAAUAAGGGCAUUAGAGUAAAUUUAUCUUAAUUAGGGCGACGAAUAAGGAAUUUUAGGGCGACGAAUAGCAAUGCCCUUCUUUAAGGCUAAAUUGCAAGUUUGGUCACUCGAAUUGCUACAAAAUUUCACUUUUGGUCACUCGAAUUCGUUUAUUCCAUUCGUAGUCACUUAAAUUAGUUGAACAGUCCAACUUCGGUCACUCUCCGUUAACCUCCGUCAGACUCCGUUAGUGCCGAUAGUUAACUGCUGACGUGGCUAACAGAGAUGUCUAGUCACCCAAUUUUAACCCAAGAAAAACCAAAAAUUGACCUGCCACGUCAGAAAAACAUGACACCUCAUAUAAACACAACCCAAAAAAUGUUGUUUACGGUAGAUUAUUUUGUCUUCUUCUUAGGGCUGAAGAACUUCCCCGCCUCGCCAAUUUUGCCGCCCUCGACCGAGACGACCUUCCUGCUUCCAGACCAUGCUUCCCUUCAUCUCCACUCCCAGAAAUUUGCAGCCGUACAUCGUCUCCUGUUAUCUCAUCACUCUGGACUGCCUCGCCGAGUUGACGGUUCCUUGCGGCUGCUCCCACACGCCACCACUGCGGCCAUCCUUCGUGUUCUCAGUCCUCUCACGACUCAUCCCAAAAUCCGCAAUUGCCGCGUCACCACUUCCUUCGUCUCUACAAACACGCCAGCUCCCAUGAUUUUUCCGCAGUCGCCCUUACUCUUUGAGGGAAGACUCAUCUUCUCUCCCUCAUCUUUCUUUUUUUCAUCUGCACCUUCAAUUUCAUUCUCGGUCUCUCUUCUCUUGGCGGCACAAGGGGAAGUGAAAGCUACGGUGAAGGGAAUAAACCACCAGCAGGAGUCUGACGCCGGAGAAGGGGAAAUGGAACCCCUAACCGUCGAGAUCGGUUUUCUAUCUCAAACCUGUUGAAUCCCUCAUUCACUGGUCAUUCCCAAACCUUGAUGUCCGCUAUAGUGAUGGCCGGUUCCUGUAUGUGGUGGCCUGAAGGAUAAGGAUGACAGCGGCAAUAACGAGCUCUUCACUUACCUAAGCUGGGCCAAUAUGAAGCAGGAGGAGCUCAGAAUCCCACGAACAGGUAUGCUUUGUACUUCCUCUAUUUGUUUCCGUACGUGGUUCCUCUUUAAGGUUCUCCAUUCUCUUGCUCAUCUUCGUUACUCCCAUCUCCAAGGAUUGUUUUGUACCUUGACAGAUCCAAUGUUCUUGCGUUGGUGUUCCUUUGUGCAAAAAUCAGAGGCUUUGAAAUUGAGAUUGAACUGAGGAACGGUUGGUUUGCACAACUCAAGGACAGGUAUGUCAGAAUUAUGGUGGAAGAAUGGGGUAUGUUUGAUCUCUUUUCUAGAAACCAAGUUAUUACUUGGAAGCUUUUUCCUUGGUAGCUCAUGAUCUCCUAUUUGCUUUUGUUUGGCCUGCAUCAUGGUGUUUGAGGCUUGAAACUCUUACACUUGGAUGGGAUGUAAGCAAGUUUCCUGUUAUUUAUGCAGUAGGUCGUGUGAUUGCGGGAGAGGACUCAGUGAAAUGCUCAACUUCAUAUACAAAUGAUGGGAUUGUAGGUUCAGACCUUCUAAAGGGUGAAUUCGUUUCUGAACAACUAACAGGGUAAGUUCAAACUCUAUCCUCAAUGAACUAAAUAUAUUGUCCAGGCUGAGAGAAAAGUACCAAGCUUGUGUUACUUUCUUCACUUCUACUUGCUGGUGGUGGGUGUUUUGCCUUAGUCUUUGCCAUAUCCUCGAAUCCAGCUUGCAAGUUUAGUGCUGAUUUGCUCACCAACCCAAAUGACAUUUCCUGCCUGAUGAAGAUGGAGCAUCUUGAAGAGUCCAAGCUAAGAUCCCACAAAUUGGUAACCUUUGCUUUGUGGCUUACCGAUUGGAAGCCUAUAUUGCAUUGCUUAUUAAUUCUUUAUAUUAGAUUCUCAGGUCGCUGCAUUCAUCGCUUUGGUCUGCCGCGGUGAAUGCAUUCACUGCGGUUGACAACAACGGUGAUGCCCAAACAUGUGUAUUUUGGGAAAAAUUUUUAUAUCGUGUGUAUUUUGGAAUUUUUUUUUAAAACAUGUGUAUUUUGGAUUUUUUUCCAAAAACCACCGGACAUAUGAAAUACGAAAUAGCAUACCUUUACAAUUUGCCUCAAGAAGAAAUCCCCAUAUCGCUUCACUGAUUUGGAGUCCACAACACGUAUCAUGUCCUGCAACAGCCAAAAAAAUAUGGAGAUGUUAAUUAAACAAGUCACAAUAGAUGACUGCAUGGAAUCAAAGGGAGUCAGGGGCUUGUAUCAUACAUCAUCAAUGUAGAAGUCGACAUCGGCAUUGGAGAUGAUCUUUCCAGGGAUUUUAAUGGCGUGAAAUUUCUCUCUUUUUUAUUUUGAGUAGCCUUAUACAAAAGGCUGCAGUAGCUACAUAUUUUUUUUGCUCAGCACGGCGUGAAAUUUACAACAACCUCCUAGUCAGCAAUGCAAUAUCUAGUAUCUUGCUGGCAUGACCUGAAUCUUGAGCUCUGUUAACAAUUGAGUCAGUUCUACUUCAUUGUUUUUGUGGCAUUGAAGUUCAGCUAGGAUCUUUGCUACGUAAUGACCUUUCUUAGUUUACAGAAACCCUUCUGGGUGACUGCAGUUCAUUUAUGUUUUUGGUAUAUUCUUAGCUUCCUCAAAGACAAAAUUAGAAACCAUUCUGUUUCUCUAAUUCUGUCACGGCCAUCUGCAGCGGAGUGCUUCAAGGACCGAACUGAUGUACAAUGCCUGCACAGGUGGCAGAAAGUCUUAAAUCCUGAACUUGUGAAAGGACCUUGGUCAAAGGAGGUAUCUUUAUAGUUCUUUCUUGGAUUGGUCAAUGUUGCUCUUUUUUCUAUCCUUUUAUGAUUUAUCCCUCUUUUUGCUUGAAUGUGUACAGCAAGUAUAUUUCUCAUUUAUCUUGCAUUUUCUCCAAAUAGGAAGAUGAAACCAUUGUUGAACUGGUCAAUAAAUACGGACCUAAAAAGAGGUCUACAAUUGCCCAACAUUUACCAGGGCGUAUCGGCAAGCAAUGUAGAGAAAGGUAAACAUGAAAUGGUUAUGAACUUACUCCAAAAUUUACCGAUUCAUGAGUUUAAAAUAUUUUUUGUUCAUCUUUUGAUUUUCAAAUUUAACUUGAUGCUUUAUUGUGUUUGUUCAAACUUCCACUCAAUGCCAGUACUUCCACCCAACAUUUGGCCCUGACUCGCUUUUUUUAUAUUUAGGUGGCAUAAUCAUCUUAACCCAUCAAUUAACAGACAGGCUUGGACUCAGGAUGAGGAGUUGGCAUUGGUUCGUGCUCAUCAAAUUUAUGGCAACAGAUGGGACGGAUAAUGCUAUAAAGAACCAUUGGAAUAGUUCUGUGAAGAAGUUGGAUUCUUACUUGGCAUCUGGUCUACUAGAACAGUUUCAAGGCCAUCCACUAGUCAUGCAUCAAAAUCAACCCACAACUUCAUCUUCUUCCAGGUUGCAAAAUAGUGGGGAUGAUAACGACAGCAGUCGAAAGUGUGUCACAGAAGCAGAGGAAAUAUCAGAGUGCAGUCAGGAGUCAACAAUCAUGGCCUGUUCUCAGUCAGCUAACGGUUUGGGGGAUAAUUCUAUUAUCCGUACAGGAGAAGAAUUCCAGUUAGCACAAGAAUCUGGCAUGGUAAAUGAAAGAUACCCCUAUACUGCUGUCCAUUGUUCCGAGGAGUAUUACACGUCUCUUGGAAAUGUCCAGUUUUCCAUUCCUGAAGUAUCCUGUGAAGCAGAUGGAUCCUCCACCGGCUUUCUCCAUCAGAAUUACGCUCAUAUGGCUGCAGUUGAUAAUCCAGCAAGUAGUGAUUACCAAUUCAACUUGGAGGAGCUUUCCAACUUGCAUCAUCCACUGGAAUUUGGACAAGGUGGCUUUUCAGGCAUGCCAAAUCAUAGUAGUAUCGGUGCUCAUGAAACUCAGGAAAUGGGAUUCACUGCUCCUAUUCCUUUGGAAGAUAUGGCAACAUCUUCAUCCACACCUGGACAACAAAUUCUCUUACCAGACGACGAAUGCUGCAAGAUCUUGUUCCCAGAGGCAACAACCAGUGGAGACAUCGCUCCUCAAAAUCAUCAUAGAGAAGACUCGUCGAAUAUGGUUGACUUACGUGGAUCAUCAAUCAACUAGAGACCUGAUAAGGUGCUUAUUCCACCUAAUGAUGAAGAUCUCAUAGCAAGUGUUAUGCACUCCUGUGAUGGUGGUGGUGGGAAUAUGAUGCAAGCAGAAUCAUAUUUGGAAGAAGCUUCAGAUUUGCAGAAGAUGAAUGAUGGUGGACUAGAUCAGCAACAAGGCGAUGAUACAGGAUCUUUAUGCUACGAGCCUCCACGGUUCCCAAGCUUGGAUCUUCCAUUCCUAAGUUGUGAUCUCGUGCAACCUGAUAGUGA